AUGUUCUCAAGGACAGCACUAUCAGCGGUCGCCGGACAGGCACUUCGCCCUCGCCGCAACCCGCUCCUCUCGCCACGAUUCGCGGUUCUGCAAAAGUCCUUCCUAUCGACAGAGACCCGACAAGCGAUCGAUAAGGCCGUCGCAUCAGCACCCGUUGUGCUUUUCAUGAAGGGAACCCCCGAGACGCCGCAGUGUGGGUUUUCAAGAGCGAGCAUUCAGAUUCUGGGGCUGCAGGGUGUGGAUCCGACAAAGUUUACGGCGUUCAAUGUUUUGGAGGAUGAGGAGUUGAGGGCAGGAAUCAAGGAAUACUCAGAGUGGCCGACGAUCCCGCAGCUUUACGUGGACAAGGAGUUCAUCGGUGGGACUGACAUCUUGAUGUCGAUGCAUCAGGACGGGAGUUUGGCGAAGUUGUUGGAGGAGAAGGACAUCUUGAUACCAGCCGAGAGCGAUUCCAGCAGCAGCUCUUGA
Messenger RNA from Zasmidium cellare ATCC 36951, 468 nucleotides. RefSeq lists its product as uncharacterized. The record is from RefSeq and is a predicted model, not a curated record. The transcript has 3 exons. Bases 1 to 468 code for a protein of 155 amino acids. NCBI's taxonomy places the organism in Eukaryota, Fungi, Ascomycota, Dothideomycetes, Mycosphaerellales, Mycosphaerellaceae.